This is a messenger RNA of Xenopus tropicalis (tropical clawed frog), 3395 nucleotides long. RefSeq names its product chromosome 4 C1orf21 homolog (gene c4h1orf21). The transcript has 6 exons. The record is from RefSeq and is marked provisional. NCBI's taxonomy places the organism in Eukaryota, Metazoa, Chordata, Amphibia, Anura, Pipidae. Bases 191 to 556 code for a protein of 121 amino acids.
CUCAGCUCUGCGCUCCGUGUCCCCGCUCUGCCCAGUGCCUGCCCCACUGGAACCCCCGUCCCAAGCCCCGGAGCAGCACCUCAGCAAGGUUCAGCAAUGAUGGACACAUUCUUGGGUUUUUGGCACCACUUGUCAGCGUCUCACUAGAAAUGUUUUUUCCAAUCAGUCAGUCUGGAGCUGACUGAUAAAUAUGGGAUGUGCUUCGGCAAAGCAUGUAUCUACAGUACAAAAUGAGGACGAUGCACAGAACGGCAAAAAUUACCAAAAUGGAGAUGCCUUUUGUGAUGAAUACAGGAUUAAGCCAGUUGAAGAAGUCAAAUACAUGAAAAAUGGGGAAGAAGAGGAGCAGAAGGUUGUUUCAAGGAACCAGGAGAACUUGGAGAAAAGUGUCACCCAUGCUGCCCGAUCCAGAAGUAACGUUGAAGCUGCAGGCGCAGGACAUCCCUAUCGAAUAAAUAUCCACAUCUCUGAGAGCCAGCAGGAGUUCUUCAGGAUGCUGGAUGAAAAAAUUGAAAAGGGACAAGAUUACUGCUCAGAAGAGGAGGAUAUAACAUAGCUUCAAUUCAAAAUAUGUGUAAAUAUCUUAACACACCGAGUGGGGCUCUGGCAAUGUAUCUCCCUAAAUGCUACAGCAAAAUGCCGCUGUGGACUCCUAUCGUUUUGCUGCGAACCUAGAACAUUGUCUCUCUGCAAUUGUUUCUAUCGCAUCUUUUAUUGCGGCACACUGUCUUCUACUAAGAAGCUCGAUGGGUUUGGUAGGAGAUUUUAUUGCUUCCGAUUUGGAUAUAACUAUUUCACAACCGGAGGAGCCAAUCAAUGUAUUCCUUGGCCUAAAAGCACCAGUGGAGUGAGGGUUUAACUUGGCCAAAAAGGAACUAAUAUUGAUGAUCUCCGUAUCACGGACUGCUUCCUGUUUCUUCCUCCUGCUGUGUUUCAGGAAAAGAUGUUCCAACCGGUAGUGGAGGGAUUUGAGAUGUCGUUUGUUCUAAUUGCACAUACCACAGUCUGCAAAUCAUAUGAAUCUCCCACAUUUUUUUCUACUAAAAUAAAUGUUAGUGAGUUUAUGUUUUUUUUUUUUUUUAUGUUUUGGGGGUUUUGCAGACAUUGUUCUGGCAUUUUAACCACAUGCAUUACAUAUAUGUGCCUAAGUGUGGGUAAUUAGUUAUCAUUAUGGCUGUAUGCACAUUUUGCUUUUGUGACAUGAGGCAGAGGUGCUUCUGGGUAGAAGCUACAGUGCAGGCUGCUGUGAUUGUAUGUACAAGUUCUCUAUGUAACUGUGCUCCAUGCAGACAAUUAUUCAUUAGAACAUAAAAUGCUAAUGUUUGGAUAACGUUUCAGUCUGUUUCCAAAAGUACCUGCCAGACGUGAGCAAAUGCGGGAGCCAUGUUUGAGCGACAAUCGCCCAUCGGAACAGGCAGCAUCUACAUAAAGUGAAUGGGUGCAAUUUAAAGCAUGUAGUCCCCCACCUGCAGUGCUACAAAACACUGCAGAUCACCCUGUGUGGCAUUACCCUAAAGCAGAAUAUUAGGCAUGAUCAGUGGUCUUAAUAUAAGUCACUAGUAAUGAGUGGCAGAACUGUGUGAAAAUGCCCGGUGUAUCCCAGCAAAUGUAACAGCAGAAAACUGGCUCUAACUAAACGCCUGUCAUAAACAAUGUGCAGUGUUCUCAGGUGAAAACUUGUAAUUUUCUUUUCUUGAUCCUUUUUACAUUCACACUGAAGGCUUUGGUUGUGUCCAGUUUAUAUUUGUUGCUCCUACUGGUCGGAUGGAAGAAAUCCCCAUUGACUUCUAUGAGAAUAUGUUGUGCUCUCUGGAGACUACACGAACUGUAGGUCCAGAGCAGCUGGUGGGCCCCCAUAUUGUAGCUCCUGCCUAACUAGUCUGAAGCGAGGGAGUUGUGUGAAUGCAUAAAUGUGUUGUUGCCUGUAGCCCAUCAGCAUAUAUACAUCAGUGCUGCUGUCAUACUGGGUGAGUACAUACACUGAGCUUAGCUUUUAUUUCUCCUGAUAGACUUUCUGGUCUUGUCUAUGGAAGUAUGUUGACUGUCGAACAACAGCAGUGACCUAAUAUUUUUUUUUUUCCCACGUACACUGGCUAUUUAUGUUAUGCACAGAUGGAAUAUUGCUGUCUGCCUCUUGCUCCAUUCGCUCCCCCCACUGUGAGAAAGACCCAUUUAACUCAAGUCAGGGAAUGAAGGGAUAAGGGAUUGUAUUCUGGCAAAGGGCUGCUCAUGGCAUGCGUUCACAAAGUAAAGUGUGUGCGUUCACAUAUACAUCAAGAUACUGGUGCAGCUUCCCCUCACAUUAUCAUGCCGUAUUUAUUCAGUAUAACAGUGGGUGCACGCUCAAUCUCUGUUUUGUGUCCCAUUUGCUUACAUCAUGUUGCUGAGUAUCCCACCAUUAUCCCCCAAGUUCUGAAGUGCCUCGGGCAGUUAUUCAAUUCAUAUACAUGAGUUGGGGUUUUCACUUUCAAGGGUUUCAUCUUGAGACGUGCCCAGUAUAUACAAGAAUUUAUGGACCGGUUUAUAAACUGUAGAAAUAAGAAUCCCCUCUUUCCUAAGGGCUUUCAUUGACAAAAUUAGUAGUUCACUUUUAAAGGGAAAUGACACCUCCCCUUUUGACAUAAGCUCAUUCAGUUGGGCUUAUGAUAAAAAUGUGUAUAAACCCUAUGUGGACUGCCAGAAAUAAAUAUAAAUGUAUGAUUGCACAGACAUACCUGUUUAUACCUGUUUAUCACCUUGUUUUGUUGUGAAAUGAUGGAUUCUGGCACUUGAAGUCCCCCUUGCUUUCCAGAGAAUCUGGACAUGUAGAUAAAUGGGGAGCACAAGUCACACUUUAACUGUGCAAAUGGUUCUUGGUGGUGCUGCUCCUGGACACACCGCUACAUCACCAUUAGACACCAAUAUUGUAUGAAGUUGAAGCACUCUGCAUUUCUUGCUUUGCAAUUUGUAAUUUUAUUUAGCCAGUUUUACCGCAAGAACAACAUUUCAGGGGAGUCUGCACCACCUAGCCUGACAAAAGAAGGUGCAGACGCCCCAAUUGUUGUUCUUGUUGUGUAACUAAAUUAACAAAUUGCAAAACAAGAAAUGGUGAGUGUGUUGACAUAAUACAAUUUUUGGAUCCAGAGAAUCUGGGCACCACCCGUUAUGGAAAGCACAGGUCCUAGAAUCCAUCACUUCCCAACUAAACAAUGUGAGGGGAGGGGAUGAGUUACACUAUGAGCCUAAGGAGGGGGUUGUGUGAAUAUCAUGGUUUCCUUUCAAUCUGCUGAAUCAGGUCUGUAUGAAAAGAAAUACAUUUAUAUUUGGUGGUUCAGAUCAUGUUUAUGCUUUUCUACAUAAGCUCAACUGACGUCAUUUUAAAAUAGGGGUAAAAUAUUUAGUAUAAUGUAAAAAAA